Molecule: messenger RNA, 6294 nt
Organism: Knipowitschia caucasica
Lineage: Eukaryota; Metazoa; Chordata; Actinopteri; Gobiiformes; Gobiidae
Source: the annotation of a GenBank genome assembly
AUGAGUGACAGCCCCACCUUCCCCUUGUACCAGUCUCUGCAGAGUAAGCGUCCGUGGCACAACCUGAAGCCUCCGUUUUCUCCUCCGUUCCGCCGCACGCCUCACAAUGUGUUUGUGGGGAAGUCUUCGAGCCGCAUUCGCCUCAGGGACAGCCGUCACAAGCUGCUGCAGAGGCACCUGUACCGCCGCACAGUGUUCAGGUCAGAGCCGCCUUUAAACAGUUCAGCCGCGGCGGAAGCUGGAGCCACAGACACCACAGACCUGGUGUCGGCUGGGAUCCGGCUGGACGCUCCUCCACAGAUGGAGGACGUCAUGCUCCAGAACAUUCUGAACCAGAUCCCCAAACACUUACACCAACCAGAGUCCAGACUGGAGCUGGUCCAAGCCGAGGCCCAGGAGGAGUUCAGCGUCAGCGUCACCAAAGCUAUUGUGAACUUUGUGAUCAGAGGUGUUCAGGACAGUGGCCCUGACAGAGACGCCCUGAUGCCCUCCCACAGACAGGAAGUGGCGCUGGUGCCCAAGCCCUGGCACACAACCUUCGUCCAGAACAGGAGGUGGAUCAGGGACAGUCUGCACUGCUUCUGUCCGCCCAUGAUGGAGGUGACGUGGCUGUUCCACCGGGGCCUCACGCUGAGGUCUCAGCGUCUGGUGUCAGUGACUGAGUUCCACCAGAGGAGACGGUCCCUGGAGCUGCAGGAGUUCUCACAGAUCAUUGAGCAGCACAUGGAGCGCUUCACUACAUUCCUCCUGCAAAGCUGGUUGCCUGAGGUCCAGUCCAUCUUCUACCAAGGAGCCAGGAGGAAGCAGGUCCCCGAUAACAGCGGCUCCUCCAGGUUCACGGCCUUCUUCAGCUGUGCGUCCGCUCUGAUGACGCGACAGCUUCAGGAGGUGCUGCUGCUGUCUCUGGAGGACUACAGGCAGAUGAUCACAGGGCUCCCGCCCUCACAGCGAGCCUUCGAGCACCCGGGCUUCGUGCUGCACCUGGUUCUGGUCAACAAGCAGAUCCAGUUUGAGCCCGAGUUUGAACGCUUUGAGGAGGUUCUUCUUGACGUGUUGGACCUGAUGCUGCAAUCGGCCGCUGUGGUGCCCAGAGUGGAGACCAAGCUCUUCACCGGCUGUCUGGCGCCCCCUGCUGACCGCAGCACUCUGAGGCCUAUGGUUCUGCCUGAGGUUCUGGAGGACCAUCGUCAGCAGCUCCUCAUGGUCCUGAGGGAGGAGAGCCUCAAACCUACACAGUACCUGCGACACUUUGACAAGUACGCGUCUCUGGUGACCAUGAAGGCCCAGGACGACGUCAGCCACUUCCUGUCUGAGCCUCACAGCUUCAAGGAGAUCAUGGUGGAGGUGGUGCACUAUGAGCAGCUGCUGGAGGAGCUACAGUACACGCCAUACCAGGUGGAGCGACUGGGCAUGUUCGAGGUCCAGUCUCAGAGACUGAUCCAGAGUCUGACUCAGAGAGCUCAGGAUCUGCAGCAGCAACUGGUGACCAGGAUGUUAGAGGAGCACCGUACCAUCAACAGACAACUGUGUGCAGAGUUUGAGUACAUCGAAAAGAAGUCCCUGAACACUCCGCAGGACACUCAGGCGCUGAUGGAGCUCAAGGCCUACGUGCAGAAGGUCCGCUCCUCUGAUCUGCCGGAGCUGGAGCAGCGUCUGAUGGACUCAAACUCACAGCUGUGUUUCCUCUCGGACUUCGUGACGCUGUCUCCGCUCGACGUGAGACUGAAUGCAGAGACGCUGGAGUGGCCCGAGCGCAUGCCCUCAGUGUUCAGACAACACAGAGAGAUCGUCAAGAAGAAGACCGAGCUGUACCAGAGCGCGCUGAAGAGCUGCUGUGAGCGCUUUGUGGAAGACCUGGAGAGUUACGGCGCUCAGGUGGAGGAGUUCGUCACUUUUGGAGAUCUGGACGAACUGGAGAAAUACCUGAAGAAAGCCCAAAGUCUGAACCACAAACUGGAGCUGGCUCUGGAGAAGAUUGAGGAGUUUAACCGUAAGGAGGAAGCGUUCGGCUGGCCCGUCUCUCAGUAUCCUCAGAGGAAGAAGAUCCAGGACAAACUCACUCCGUUCCUGAGACUUUAUGAGACGGCUUCAGACUUCCUGAUGCAGCACGAGCGGUGGCUGCACGGCCCCAUGGCGGCGGUGAACCCAGACAAGGUGGAGGGCGAUGUGGGGAACUACUGGAGGACUCUGUACAAACUGGAGAAGAGCUUUGGAGACUGUCCCAAAGCUCUGCACAUGGCCUCCUCCGUGAAGGCCACAGUGGAGGAGUUCAAGGAGCACAUCCCCAUGGUCCAGGUGGUGUGUAACCCUGGCCUCCGCCCUCGUCACUGGACCUCCAUGUCCGAUGCAGCUGGUCUCCUCCUGGACCCCUCCAGUCCCCAGGCCAGCGUCUCACACUUCCUGUCCCUGGGCCUGGAGCCGUUCCUGGGGACCUUCGAGGGCAUCAGUGAAGCAGCGGCCAAAGAGUUCAGUCUGGAGAAGGCUCUGGAGAAGAUGUCCUCUGAGUGGGCAUACAUGGAGGUGACCCUGCUGGCCUACAGGGAGACCGGCACCAGCAUCCUGUCCUCUGUGGAGGACAUCCAGAUGUUACUGGACGACCACAUCGUCAAGACUCAGACCAUGAGAGGAUCGCCCUUCAUCAAGCCCUUUGAGGAGGAGAUCAGGGAGUGGGAGGGGAAGCUGCUCCUCCUGCAGGAGAUCCUGGACGAGUGGUUGAAGGUUCAGUCCACGUGGCUGUACCUGGAGCCCAUCUUCAGCUCCCCUGACAUCAUGAUGCAGAUGCCGGAGGAGGGACGCCGCUUCACUGCUGUGGACAAGACCUGGAGGGACACCAUGAAGCAAGUGGCCCUGGACAAACACGUUCUUGCUGUGAUCUCCAUCAACAAGAUGCUGGAGAAGCUGAAGAAGUCCAACAGUUUCCUGGAGCUGAUCCUCAAAGGUCUGAACAACUACCUGGAGAAGAAGCGCCUGUAUUUCCCACGAUUCUUCUUCUUGUCCAACGAGGAGCUGCUGGAGAUCCUGUCAGAGACCAAAGACCCCACACGAGCCUCCUUGAGCAGGAGUAACUCCCAAACACAAUGGGGAAUGAGAAACCUCAAGGAGAAGUCACAGCAUAAUGACCUUGCAGUUGGACUGGACCUCACAGUUGGACAGGACCUUGCAGUUGGACUGGACCUCACAGUUGGACAGGACCUUGCAGUUGGACUGGACCUCACAGUUGGACAGGACCUUGCAGUUGGACUGGACCUCACAGUUGGACAGGACCUUGCAGUUGGACUGGACCUCACAGUUGGACAGGACCUUGCAGUUGGACUGGACCUCACAGUUGGACAGGACCUUGCAGUUGGACUGGACCUCACAGUUGGACAGGACCUUGCAGUUGGACUGGACCUCACAGUUGGACUAGACCUGAUAGUGAGACUGGACCUCACAGUUGAACUGGACCUCACAGUCGGACUGAACCUCACAUUUGGACUGGACCUCACAGUUGGACAGGACCUUGCAGUUGGACUGGACCUCACAGUUGGACUAGACCUGAUAGUGAGACUGGACCUCACAGUUGGACUAGACCUGAUAGUGAGAAUGGACCUCACAGUUGAACUGGACCUCACAGUUGGACUGAACCUCACAUUUGGACUGGACCUCACAGUUGGACUGGACCUCACAGUUGGACUGGACCUGACAGUUGAACUGGACCUCACAGUCGGACUGAACCUCACAUUUGGACUGGACCUCACAGUUGGACAGGACCUUGCAGUUGGACUGGACCUCACAGUUGGACUAGACCUGAUAGUGAGACUGCACCUCACAGUUGGACUAGACCUGAUAGUGAGAAUGGACCUCACAGUUGAACUGGACCUCACAGUCGGACUGAACCUCACAUUUGGACUGGACCUCACAGUUGGACUGGACCUCACAGUUGGACUGGACCUGACAGUUGGACUGGACCUCACAGUUGGACUAGACCUGAUAGUGAGACUGGACCUCACAGUUGAACUGGACCUCACAGUCGGACUGAACCUCACAUUUGGACUGGACCUCCCAGUUGGACUGGACCUGACAGUCGAACUGGACCUGCAUGCGGUUCAGCCACAUCUGAAGAAGUGCUUUGAGGGCAUCGCCAGCGUGGUCUUCACAGAUGUUCUGGACAUCACUCACAUGAAGAGCUCAGAGGGGGAGAUGGUGCAGCUGCUCAACAUCAUCUCCACCUCCAAAGCUCGAGGGCAGGUGGAGAAGUGGCUCCUGGAGCUGGAGCACGGCAUGACGGCCUCUCUGCACAAGGUGAUCGGAGAAGCCAUCGAGGCUUAUCCCAAAGACCAGAGGAUCAACUGGGUCAGGGCCUGGCCUGGACAGACGGUCCUGUGUGUGACCCAGGUCUACUGGACCCAGAGCAUCCACCAGGCCAUCCAGUCAGGUCAUCAGGCGCUGGGGUCGUUCUUGCAGCAGAACAACCGUCAGAUCGAUGACAUCGUGGCUUUGGUUCGAGGGAAACUGUCCAAACAGAACCGCACGACUCUGGGAGCGCUGGUGGUUCUGGACGUUCACGCCCGAGACGUUCUGUCUGCUCUGGUUCAGAAACGCAUCAGUGACGAGAACGACUUUGAGUGGCUCAGUCAGCUCCGCUACUACUGGGUGGACGACCAGCUGCAAACCAAGAUGAUCAACGCAGGUCUGCCGUACGGAUACGAGUAUCUGGGAAACACUCCUCGACUGGUCAUCACCCCUCUGACUGACCGCUGCUACAGGACUCUGUUUGGGGCCCUGCACCUGCACUUAGGAGGGGCUCCCGAGGGCCCGGCUGGAACAGGGAAAACUGAGACCACCAAAGACUUGGCCAAAGCUGUGGCCAAACAGUGUGUGGUGUUCAACUGCUCUGAUGGACUGGACUACAUCGCCCUGGGAAAGUUCUUCAAGGGCCUGCUGUCGUGUGGAGCUUGGGCCUGUUUUGAUGAGUUUAACCGCAUCGACCUGGAAGUGCUGUCUGUGGUGGCUCAGCAGAUCCUUACCAUACAGAGAGGUAUCUCGGCACACUCGGAGAUGCUCCUGUUUGAAGGCACAGAACUCAAGUUGGACCCGUCGUGUGCCGUGUUCAUCACCAUGAACCCAGGAUAUGCCGGGCGCUCAGAGCUGCCAGACAACCUCAAGGCUCUGUUCCGGACCGUGGCCAUGAUGGUUCCGGACUACGCAAUGAUCGCUGAGAUCGUGCUUUACUCCUGCGGCUUUGUGACGGCUCGCCCGCUCUCGGUGAAGAUCGUUGCCACCUACAGGUUGUGUUCGGAACAGCUGUCCUCUCAGCACCACUACGACUACGGCAUGAGAGCGGUGAAGUCCGUGUUGACGGCCGCCGGGAACCUCAAGCUGGCGUUUCCCAACGAUAACGAGGACAGGCUGCUGCUUCGCUCCAUCAUCGACGUGAACCUCCCCAAGUUCCUCGCCCACGACCUCAAACUGUUCGAGGGCAUCACCUCCGACUUGUUCCCCGGCGUGCAGCUCCCUCAGCGUGAUUACAGGACGCUCCUAGAGGCCAUUGAGGAGAACUGCAGGCACAUGAACCUCCAGAUGACCUCCUUCUACUGCGAGAAGAUCCUGCAGAUCUACGAGAUGAUGAUCGUCCGACACGGAUUCAUGUUGGUGGGAGAACCCUUCGGAGGAAAGACCAGCGCUUACAGAGUGUUAGCGGCUGCACUCAAUGACGUGUGCAAACAGGGGGUGAUGGAGGAGAACGCGGUGCAGAUCGCGGUCCUGAACCCCAAGUCCAUCACUAUGGGGCAGCUGUACGGACAGUUCGACCCUGUGUCUCAUGAGUGGUCGGACGGUGUCCUCGCCGUAAGCUACAGAGGCUUCGCCUCCUCACAGACUGAUGAGACUACUGAUGAGACUGAGGAGACUACUGAUGAGACUAUUGCUGAGACUGAUGAGACUACUGUUGAGACUGAUGAGAGGAAUGAUGAGACUGAGGAGACUACUGCUGAGACUGAUGAGACUACUGCUGAGACUGAGAAGAUUACUGAUGAGACUGAUGAGACGACUGCUGAGACUGAGGAGACUACUGAUGAGACUUUGGAGACUACUGCUGAGACUGAUGAGACGACUGAUGAGACUACUGUUGAGACUGAGGAGACUACUGCUGAGACUGAUGAGACGACUGAUGAGACUACUGUUGAGACUGAAGAGACUACUGAUGAGACUACUGAUGAGACUGAGGAGACUAACGAUGAGACUGAUGAGACUACUGCUGAGACUGAUGAGACUGAGGAGACUACUGAUGAGACUGAUGACGUCACCCACAUCUGA